AUGUCAGACUCCGAUCUCAUAUUAUACGAAGUAAAAGAUAACGUUGCCAUCAUCACCCUCAACAACCCCAAAAAGCUCAAUUCGUUAACCAUUCCGCAAUACGAUGAAAUAUGCAAGUUGUUGGACCAGGCAAACCAGGAGCCAGACACUGUCAUCACCUUGAUCCAGUCCACGGGGCGGGCAUUUUCCGCCGGUGCCAAUGCAGAAUAUGUCGGCAAACAGGACAGCGAGUUGAAUACGUGGCUCGAAUUGUCGGUUGCAAGACAAACGUAUUUGGUGCAAACGAUCAUGAGCCACAAGAAGGUCUUGGCUGUGGCCGUGAAUGGAUUUGCCAUCGGCUUGUCAGCGGCCAUCGUUGCCUUGUGUGACUUGGUAUAUGUGCAUGACAUCUCAAAGACCUUUUUGCUAACUCCUUUUGCAAACAUUGGGAUCGUCGCCGAAGGUGGUACUUCGUUUACCUUGUUUGAGAGGUUGGGCUGGUCAAAGGCAUCCGAGGCUUUGCUUUUAUCUAAAAGAAUAUCGGGCGCAGAUAUGCUUAGGUCUGGUUUGGUCAAUAGGGAGUUCCAGGGCCAGUUCAAGUCUACAGAAGAGUUCAACCAACAUGUUCUGAGCUAUCUUCUGGAGGCCACCAAGGAUUUGCAUCCAGACUCGAUUCUUCAAAACAAGGAGUUGCUAAAGGCAAUGUAUAAACCAGCAAUAUCCGCUGUGAACUCACAAGAGGUUUACAGGGGCCUUCAACAUUGGACUUCGGGAAUUCCCAUGUCGAGGUUCAAAAAGCUUAGCUCAGGUGAACUCAAACACAAAAUGUAA
Lodderomyces beijingensis is the source of this 810-nucleotide messenger RNA. The record is from the annotation of a GenBank genome assembly. Lineage: Eukaryota; Fungi; Ascomycota; Pichiomycetes; Serinales; Debaryomycetaceae.